Messenger RNA from Suncus etruscus (white-toothed pygmy shrew), 1733 nucleotides. RefSeq names its product protein disulfide isomerase family A member 5 (gene PDIA5). Bases 68 to 1633 code for a protein of 521 amino acids. The record is from RefSeq and is a predicted model, not a curated record. Gene Ontology annotation, molecular function: protein disulfide isomerase activity. Gene Ontology annotation, cellular component: endoplasmic reticulum. Lineage: Eukaryota; Metazoa; Chordata; Mammalia; Eulipotyphla; Soricidae. Gene Ontology annotation, biological process: protein folding. The transcript has 17 exons.
UAGAGCGGGCGGGUGGAGGAGCCCGAGCUGAGCGCGGAGCCGGGCGGAGUGGGCAGCGGCGGCGGGGAUGGCGAGGGCCGGACCGGCGUGGCUGCUGCUCCUGGGCGUCUGGGUGGCCCUGCCCAUAUGGCUGUCCUCAACAAAGGUCUCACUCACGGACAGAAUUGAGAGAAUAUCUGACGCCAAGGAAUUGAAAAAGCUGCUCAGGACCCGGAACAACCUUCUGGUGCUUUACUCCAAGUCUGAGGCUGCCCCUGACAAUCUUCUCACUUUGUUGUCCACCGUGGCCCAGGCGGUAAAAGGACAAGGGACCAUCUGCUGGGUGAACUGUGGUGACGCAGAGAGUAGGAAAUUGUGCAAGAAGAUGAAAAUUGACCUGAGCUCAAAGGACAAAAAGGUGGAAUUAUUCCAUUACCUGGAUGGUGUCUUUCACAUGGACUAUAACCGGGCUCUGACGCUGAAGUCCAUGGUGGCUUUUAUGAAGGAUCCCAAAGGGCCCCCUCUAUGGGAAGAAGAUCCUGGAGCUAAAGAUAUGGUCCACAUUGACAGUGAGAAGGGUUUUCGAAGGCUCCUGAAGAAGGAAGAGAAGCCUCUGUUGGUGAUGUUUUACGCCCCCUGGUGUCCCAAAUGCAAGAGGAUGAAGCUGCCUUUCCAGAAGGCUGCAACGCUGACUCGAGGCCGCUUUGUACUGGCUGGGAUGAACGUCUACCCCUCGGAAUUUGAAACUAUCAAGCAGGAGUACAAUGUGCAAGGCUACCCCACCUUCUGCUAUUUCGAGAAGGGCCAGUUUCUGUUUCACUAUGACCACCAGACCACGAACGCUGAAGAUAUUGUGGAGUGGCUAAAGAAUCCACAGCCGCCACAGCCCCCGGUGCCAGAGGUCCCCUGGGCAGAUGAGGGCGGCUCUGUUUAUCACCUUACCGAUGAAGACUUUGACCGCUUUGUGAAGGAGCACUCCUCUGUCCUCGUCAUGUUCUACGCCCCAUGGUGUGGACACUGCAAGAACAUGAAGCCAGAAUUUGAGAGUGCAGCGAAGGUCCUGCAUGGAGCAGAUAGCUCUGGUGUCCUUGCAGCUGUCGAUGCGACGGUCAACAAGGCCCUGGCAGAAAGAUUCCACAUCUCCGAGUACCCGACUCUGAAGUACUUUAAGAAUGGAGAGAAAAUUUCAGUGCCUGCACUCAGGACAAAGAAGAAUUUUAUCGACUGGAUGCACAACCCCGAGGCCGUCCCUCUGCCAGAGCCCACCUGGGAAGAGCAACAGACCAACGUGUUGCAUCUGACCAAGGACAAUUUCCGGGAGACCCUGAAGAAGAAGAAGCACACCCUGGUCAUGUUCUACGCCCCUUGGUGCCCACACUGUAAGAAGGUCAUCCCCAUCUUCACGGCCACUGCUGAAAGCUUCAGAGAUGAUCGGAAGAUCGCCUGUGCUGCAGUUGACUGCGUCCAAGGAAAGAACCAAGACCUCUGUCAGCAGGAAGCCAUUCAAGGCUACCCCACAUUCCACCACUAUCAUUAUGGGAAGUUGGCAGAGAAGUACAAUGGCGAGCGCACGGAACUUGGAUUCACCAACUUUAUCCGAACUCUCCGGGAAGGAGAUCAUGAGAGACUAGGGAAAAAGAAGGAGGAAUUGUAAUUACUGCUUCCGAGAAAGCAUUUCCAUUACACUGUGAAUGAUACCUGUUGUUCCUUCUGAAUUUCCAUAUGUUCUGAAUACAAAGUUUUUUAUAGCCACU